Molecule: messenger RNA, 5250 nt
Organism: Mercenaria mercenaria
Lineage: Eukaryota; Metazoa; Mollusca; Bivalvia; Venerida; Veneridae
Exons: 2
Coding region: 822-1871 (349 amino acids)
Source: RefSeq, a predicted model, not a curated record
UGGAUUAACAUUAUGAUCACGUUAGAGUUCAGUCAAUAGCGUUCUUUAAGUUUCAUAUUUCCUAGCUUUAACAGAAGAUAUUUUCAUUAAUUUUAAAGUUAUCGUCUGUCUUUUGUCAAUACUGUUGAUGUUAAAGCUGACUGAAUAAAGGAUGGGACGCUUACAAUGUAUUCAACAUAGCCGUACGACAUAUUGUAAUCUAUAGAAAUAUCACUGCAUUCAGUUGUACUCGACAUCUAAUUUAUAAAAUGAAAAAUGAUCUAUUUGCAUACAUUAAUUUAUCUAAAACCAGUUUAAAAUCAUAUUAAAAGCUUAAGUAAAUAUCCUUGUGUAAAUAUACUUUCAAGUAUUCAACUUACUUUUUUAUGGUAAUAUUUCAUUUUAUUUUUAAAUACGGAGUUUUCGGGAGAAUAGUGAAAAUACUAAUAUUAACAGUAUUCUCAGAAAAAUAGUGAAAAUAUAAAUACUAAUAGAUGCUUUUAGGAAAAUAGUGAAAAUAUUAAACUAACAGAUCAUGUUAAGCUGUUCAUCUUAUUUGAAAAUGACCGCGACUUUGAAAAAUAUAAUUUAUUACCUCAUAAUACUUAAAAAAAAACUAACAGAUACGUUAAAGUUUCAAGUGUCAACUACUGCGUGAAGUUUGACAAACACACGCUUGAGAUUUGAGUACAUAUUUACCACAACUUUAGGGUAUUCUUUUCCAUAAUUUAUAACUUCGUGUAGACGACGCUGAGGUUGAAAAUGAGUCAGUACCCGUAAAACGGUAAAAUCGUUAUCAAGCUGUUACAAUACGGAGUGAAUUAUAUCAUUUGGCGAAGAACAUGGCAAGAUUUUCAUCUGGUGGAUUAAAAGUGAUAAUUUUGAUUUUAUUAAUGAUAACCUUAAUUGCAUUUUGGCGAAAUUCGGGAGGAGAAUCUGUAUUUAAAAGCGGAGGAACCCCUGAUAUUAAAUGGGAUUAUGUCGAAAACAAGACUGGUCUUGUAACCAGACGAGAUGUUCAAAUGAGACGUUAUGAUUUAAGAGUUAUUGUUAUAGUGUAUAACAGAGCUCAUUCACUUCUUAGAUUGCUAACUUCGCUGAAUGAAGCUGAAUAUGGUUCCGAUUCCAUUAAACUCGAAGUGUGGAUAGAUAGGUCGGAAAAAGGAAUUAUUGACAUUCCAACCUUGCAAGCGGCUAACACUUUUACAUUUAAACAUGGUGAAUAUGAAGUAUUACCCCACCCACAGCAUGUAGGUAUUUAUGGGCAAUGGUUUACAACAUGGAAACCCGAUGUCAACAGUUCAGAAAUUGCUGUAAUUCUUGAAGACGACUUAACAGUGUCGAAAUAUUUCUGGAGAUAUUUAAAAUUGGUGCAUCAAAAGUAUGAUAAAAACCCGGACAUUAAUGGUUACUCUUUGCAAGGUUAUACAAUAACGUUCAGUGAAAAACAUCAUCACACAAUCCUGACCGGACCAAAAGACAAUUUUGUUUUCCUUUUUCCGGUCGUUGGAGCAUGGGGAUUUUCACCAAGCACAAAAAACUGGAAUAAUUUUUUAUUCUGGCUUAAAUCUCAAGAUAUUUCAACUUAUAAACCGUAUGUUCCCGACAAUAUUGCGACGGGCUGGUAUAAGGAACUGUCUAGCAAGGGGAGAGCAAAUACAAUGUGGGAGAUUUGGCAUAUAUUCUACGCUUGGAAAAAUAAUGAGUUCACACUUUAUUGUAAUUUUCCAGGUCAUGCUGGAUUAACAACUAAUUGGAGAGAAAAAGGCUUACAUGCAGUAGAAACGGAAGGAUCUUCAAACGAAUUGAUAACAGAAUGGAAGAAGGAAUACGAAAACUUACCGGACAACAUACCCUACUUGGACCUUGCAGGAAACGUCAUUCACCGAUAAAUGGAUUGAUCACAGAAUGGAAGAUGGAAAACGAAAUCUUACUGGACAAGAUAAUCUACAUAGAUCAGUCAUUAAAUGGAGUGACAACAGAAUGCAAUACUCUUAAAAUAAACUCAUACAUUUUUACCAGAAAUCGAAUUUGUGCACUAGGAAAUCACAUUUGUAUAUAAAAACAUGUUUAGAGAUUAGAUACCCUCUACGCUUGGUUACAUAGGUUUUGACAAUAUUUUUGCAUUACUAGUGCCUUCUUUAGUAGAACAAGGUUGACUGGCUGGAAAUAGGCCUCCUUCUAACAAUCUAACAAUUAUUUUACUAUUAGAUACUAGCCACAUUGCUAUUUUUUUCAGAUUAGGCAUAAAAUAAAAUACAUACCGUAAGAUAAUAUCGGCGAAUAUCAAAGUCAGUUGAUAUGCACUUAAUCGUUAAAUAUUCGUAAACAAAACAGUCCAUGUGAGCUUUGUUUUGUGUUGAUGUAUGCUGAAAAUGAAUUGAUUUUAAAAAAUCACUAAACAUAUUAUAAUAAGAAUUAACCGCUUUAGGAAGUCGGGUGUAAUAAUCAGUAUUUUACUAAUAUAAUUUAUCUAUUUAUUUAUAUCAUUUAUAUUAUUUACAUAAAAAUGUUUUGUAAUCAUAUAACACUCUUACUGAAAAAAAAACUACUUACAUUUGAUACUGUCGACUAGUUUAUCAUUUUUCUUUUUUGUGAUUAUGUUCUUUUUCAACCCACUUUUUAUUUUGAAAGGGUAGUCGUGAAUUCGGACUGAUUUUGUCAUACAACUGUAUUAAACACAUGUAUAUACAGUUUUAAUUUUUCACUUGCAUUUUGAAAGCUGUUGAAACUCGAUUUCAUUUCUCCUGGACAUCGUUGUUGGGUGUACCGUGAAAUCUACACGCCCGCAAUAAUUUCACCUUACAAAUAUGAGUAAAAUAGAAUAAUGACCUAGCAUAUGCAUAUAAUAAACUGUUUUAUUUCAAAAAGUUUAUUUGUUUUUUUAUUAAUAUACAUGCAUUACACUGCUACGUUUUUAACAUACACUAUUUGCACAUGCAUAACAGUAGCGGUUCAUUAACGUUUAUCAAAGCCGUUGAAAUUUUCGUCCUCUGAAUCUGAAUAGAACAAGUGCAGUUGUUCCUUUUCUAACAGUGAGGAUGAUGUUUUUUCAACACGCCGACUUAAGGGAACAUCGUGGUCACUGCCGUCACGGCCAUUUGCAAUAGUUCUAGUAAAGUACAGAAUGGACAAUUUUGCCGAAAGAGCCUUUGAAAACAGCUCACAAAAAAAUACAUUAACAGUUCACUGCAUUCGACGGAUUAACAAGAGUGAUUACCUGUAAAUACAAUCGAUUUCAAUGACUAUUUAUCGUGGACAUUCUUUAUACGAUAUGGUCAUGUUCGCCGCAUUUUGGUGUAUAGGCCGCGGCCAAUAUGCCGGAGCGGCCUAUACGUUAAAUUUCAUUUCUGAAAUAGAUAAAAUAUACAGCUGCGACCAAUACGGUGCAGCGGCCUAUUGUCCGGGAAAUACGGUAGUAUUAAUUAAACAAGCAGAUAUAAUAUGAAUUAAGCUAGUAGAUAGUUACUGUAAAAUAACUGGGUACCGUAGUAAUUGGAGCAAUAAUGUUUCGCAUUUAAAGUCAACGUACGAGUCCCGUCCUGAAGUCUGUCAAUCAACAUUUACUUGAAAAAUAAUUUCAAUUAGCGUUGAGUUAGGAUUUGUUGUCGAAUUAUUUAAAUUAAGAGUUUAUUUACUAUUAUUUUGAUAAGAAUUUCAGCUAAAGCAAUGCUUAUUAUGCUUGUUUUUAGUGUGCAAAAUGUGGUGACAGAUGUUUUAAUUUUCUUGUUGUAGUCAUAUGUACUAGUGUCUCAUCAAAGACAUAUUUAACAAACUGAGCUGACGUUGGAAGUUGUUUAGUUAUUUCACUGUUAAAUAUACCCUUUGCACGAGGACUAUAUGUGCAUGAAAAAAUACGCUUAACUCGUAUAUUGGAUUUGUUUAAAUACUCACAAGAGAGAUGCGAACAAUGCAAGGACAUAUCCUGUUAUCUUGUAUGUAUUUUAUCACAGCUACUUGUAUACUAACCGCCUAAACCAUCAAAUGCUUCGAUCAGAUGACACAGUUUUCCCAAUCAUUUUGUUUAUACAAAAAGAUGAAAACGUUAUCAAGUACAGUUUAUGUUUUCCUUUUCAACAUACUAUAUAAAGUAAAAGCUUUCUACAAAUUGUAAGCAUAUCGAAAACAUUUAAGUUGAUAAAUAAUAAAAAUCUGUAAAGAAAUCUCUUAUAAGCAUAGAAUGUAACCAAAAAGAAUAAUAACAGACUCGAUUUGAUUGUUCAUGAGGGGUAAUAAAAUGUGCAACACCUCUCACGCUUCCAGCACCGGCUUAAGCGGAACUAUACACAUCUGUUGAAUUGACUCCAUGAUCCCAAAGGACCAGAAAAAAUAACAACACUGAACCCAAGACGUUUUUACAGCCCUAACACGGCACUUAAAAUUGCUGUUGUGAUAGUUAAUAAAAUCUGUAGAAAGAUCCCUUGGAAGAUUAGAAUGCAACCAUAAUGAAUAAUAGCAGACUCGGGUUGACUCGGGUUGAUUGAGUCUGUGUAAUAGAGGUAAGAAAUUGUGCAACAUCUCUCACGCUCCCUAGCAGCGGCUUAAGCGGAACUAUUACACAUCUGUUGGAUUGACUCCAUGAUCUCAAAGGACCAGAAAAUAUAACAACACUGAAGCAUCUUAGGAUAUAAAUGAACAAUGUGUUGAUUUUCUUAUUCAUUUGAAGACAUCUACGCUUUUGGGUGUAACAAUUAAUUUGAGACACAUGACGAUGUAGUACAAUUUUAAAACGAACCUAUACAUGUUAUGACGUGCGAUGCAGCUAUGUCUUGUUUAUUCUUUAUUUCUUACGCAUCAUAAUUUCGAACAUAACAGUAUAUACUAGCUUUUUUCAUUACUUAUCAGAACUUUUCGUUAUACAAUUACUUCAAUAUUGAUUAUUAUUAUCAGUUGAAGAGUUUUUGCGAGUAUCAUCUCCUCGUAAAUAAAGUAUUUAGCAAAGGGAUGUUAUCAUGGGGUAUAAGGAAAAUAUGUAUGUUUGAGUUACUUCCAUUGAUUGUAUAAAACAAUAACAGGAAGAAAAUGAGACGGGGAUUUCCAAAGAAAUCGCGAUACAGAGGUAAUCGUGUCUAACUCCUUUAAACAUUCGCUUUAGUUGAAACAAUAUUUAAUCAACAAAUACAUAUUGUUUACGUACCAUAAUCCUGUUCAGCUAUCAAAACAAAUUCGGCUUCCUAUAUAUAAGGUCAAGAAGGAGUGAUAGAAAAUGAACUUCUUUCUAAAGCAAUGACUGUUUAUCUAUUCACUGAUUGUAUUUAAAACUUGCAUAUC